This is a messenger RNA of Meloidogyne enterolobii, 322 nucleotides long. Lineage: Eukaryota; Metazoa; Nematoda; Chromadorea; Rhabditida; Meloidogynidae. The record is from the annotation of a GenBank genome assembly.
GAUGGCUGAAAAUAUUCCUGAGGGUGAUUACGAGAAGGGAAAGAAGAUUUUCAAGGCGAGAUGUUUUCAAUGCCAUGUCAUCGAUUCGGAUGCUGCCAAGACUGGACCAACAUUGAAGGGUGUUAUUGGUCGCAAAAGUGGAUCGGUUCCUGGUUUUGAUUACUCCGCUGCUAAUAAGAACAAAGGAGUGGUUUGGACUCGUGAGACGUUGUUCGAGUACUUGCUGAAUCCUAAAAAGUAUAUUCCUGGCACUAAGAUGGUUGGUUUAUUUCAAAUGUUUAAUGAGGAUUUUCUGCUUUCUGUCCAUCAUUCUCCUCUGUAA